AUGAGCCUCGAAUCCCUGCAGCAGGGAAAUCUCAGCAGCCGCACCGCGUUCCUUCUCUUGGGUUUUUCUGGUGCCUACAGAGCACAAGUGACCCUCUGCCUGUGUUUCUCACUCAUUUACCUGGUGACAUUGCUGGGGAACCUGCUCAUCAUGACCCUCGUCUGGCUGGACACCCACUUGCACUCCCCCAUGUAUUUCUUCCUGGGCCACCUCUCCUUCCUGGACAUCUGCUACUCCUCUGUCACUCUCCCUAAGAUCCUUCAAGACUCCUUCUCACUGCAGAAGACUAUCUCCUUUGUGGGCUGCAUCACACAGAUCUACUUCUUCCUUUGCUUUGGGGGCUCCGAGUGCGUGCUCCUGGCUGCCAUGGCCUAUGAUCGGUACCUGGCCAUCUGCCACCCUCUCCGCUACCCAGCACUCAUGAGCAAGAAGAUGUGUCAUUGCUUAGUGGUUGUUUCAUGGCUGAGUGGCUCCUUCUCGUCUCUGAUCCAGUCCUUCCUCACAGCCCACUUGCCCUUCUGUGGGUCCAACGUGAUUGACCACUUGUUCUGUGAGAUGCCCUUCUUGCUGAAGGCAUCCUGCAGCCCCAACGCUCCCCUCAACAAGGCCAUCUUGUACUCUUUGGCUGGGACCAUUGCGAUGGGCUCUUUCCUCCUUACUCUCGUGUCCUACGUUCACAUCAUCGGGGUUGUCCUGCGGAAGGGCGCAGGGACACAGAGGGUCUUCACCACCUGUGCCUCCCACCUGACCGUGGUGUCCCUGUUCUUUGGCACCGGGGCCAUUGCGUACCUGGUGCCUCACUCCAGUGGCUCCAAGGCGAUGGAUGAGAUCUUUGCCCUGCUCUACGCCAUCAUGACCCCCAUGCUCAACCCCAUCAUCUACAGCUUGAGGAACAGCGAGGUCAAAGAGGCCAUCAGGAAAGCUCUGCACAGGGGGGUGUUACAGAUGUCCACCAAGGGUGUAGGCAUCACCAUUGAGCAACCCCUACCUUCCCCAUGGCAGGGAUGUGGCUCUCAGUGA
This is a messenger RNA of Antrostomus carolinensis (chuck-will's-widow), 1020 nucleotides long. Its product is annotated as olfactory receptor 1468. Gene Ontology annotation, cellular component: membrane. Gene Ontology annotation, molecular function: olfactory receptor activity; G protein-coupled receptor activity. The record is from RefSeq and is a predicted model, not a curated record. Lineage: Eukaryota; Metazoa; Chordata; Aves; Caprimulgiformes; Caprimulgidae. The coding region runs from base 1 to 1020 and encodes 339 amino acids. The transcript has a single exon. Gene Ontology annotation, biological process: G protein-coupled receptor signaling pathway.